GUGAUGUUUUCGUAAUAAAUGUUUUAAACAAAUUUUGGUCAGUUUAAAUUAAAUCAUCAAUUAAACUUGAAACAAGAUGUGGAAGUUUGUGACUUUUUUCUUGCUGGCUAGCUCUGCAUAUGCUGGAGACAGUUAUGAGACUUUCGAGCCUUCCUCUUUGGAAACCUUGGAUGGCCACGAAUUGUUGACCAAAUUCGUUGAACUUGUCGAAAAAUAUAACAUGAAUGUUACCAUCAUUGGUAACACGAAAGAAUAUCGCAAAAAUGGAGAUGUAGAUGAAACCAUUGCUUUUGGAUUCACUUUGCCAGCCAAUGAGACCAGGGAAGUUACUGAUGGGCACCCAACUAAAGAAGAAAGACAAGCGUUUUUGGACUUGGCCAAAGAAUCGAAGAUUGUAGCUGUCACCAAUGUCCUCGAGAAUGACAAAUACGGCAUAAAUUCCAACUGGGGCAAUUACGACUCAACUGAAGAUGUCUACCAGAAAAUCUUGAAAAUCGAGGAAACCGUUUAUGGAUACAAAAUCUUGACGCCCUCUUACAGAGCCCAAUACAACUUUAUCAUACCUGGCGAUGACGGCAAGAACGAAACCAUUAUGGCCCUCGUUGCUAAUGUUGAGAUGGAUAAGGUUUCAAACGAAGGUUUUACCAAAGAAGAAUUACAAAAAAUUGAAGAAAUUUUGAAGAAAUCGUACAUCUUUACAGACCGCUCUGCAGAUCUUGCCGAAAUCAUUAAGGCCUACUUGAACGAAAAAAUGCCCAUCGAACCGAAAAGAAAUUAUUUCGUUUUUAUUAACCCCGGUCAAUAUUACAUCGAAUCUGUUAAAAAGGCCGAAUUCCGCGAAGGUGGCGAAAAUAAAAUCAUCGUUGGUAUUUUUUAAACCGUCAAAAAAUUAAGAAAAUAAUAAAACACAUAUACACAUUAUUUACAAGAUUUUUAUUACAAAUUACAACAAACACAUUGUUAAAACAAUACGAUAUUUUGACUUUAAAACAAUUUAUAAAAAAUUCAUAUAAUAUAACAGUCGUCUUUAAUUUAUUAUAAAAUAUUUAGAUUAUAAACAAAUAUUAGAAAUAUUCCCCAAUAUUUUUAAUAUUUGUUUAACAUAUCACCAAAGCUGUCCUUUUUAAAGUUUUUAGAUUAUGUCAAAAAUGACGUUUACACUGUCAUUCAAACUGUGAUAUCAGGCAUCUAUCCAGUUAAUGGUAACAUAACCCACAACCCCUUCCAUUAUCGAGGCCAAUAUUGCCCUUUUUCUCACAGAGGUGCCGAGCCUCCCAAACGCCACUAUUUCCUGAGGUGAUAAUGGUUGGCUGUCUCCCACACAUCUCACUAUAAACAUGGCGUGGUAUGCCGCAGGGUCCCCCACAUACACCAAAAAGUCCCCCCCAAACUUGUGGCCGUGAGUUAUGUAGUAACCCUUUGACCACAAGUCGCUGUAUAUUUGAAUUUUUAGUUGGUUGGUUUUGGGGUGGAUUUUUUCAACUGAGAGUUGUUUAAGAUCUCUUUCGUGUAUAUUUUCUAAAAAUAUUGGGUGUAUGAAGUUAUUUAUGUCUACAGUGCAGGAUUUUUCUAAUUCUUCUUCGAUGAUAUCUUUGACUGAAGUUUCAUCACCAUUUUCACGACGUUGUUCGACUAUGUGAUCCAAAAACCUGUCCAGUUGUUGAUAUCGCACUUUUUUAUAUUCAACUUUUUGUUUUUCCAAUAACUCUGCCUCAAACACUCCAUCGCAGUUCGGUACACCCUCAAUUUCGUACAAUUUUGCAAUAUUUUUGCCCAAUAAGAACACUACUUCCUCUGGCAACAACUUAACAGGUAGUGAAGGAACAAAUAAGGUACUUCCCACAAUCUCACCUAUAAUUCGAUGCGAUUUUCUCAAUUCAAACCAAUUGUCCACAUUAAAUACAUACACAUCGCCCUUAAUAUAAUACAAAUUUAUCAUUUCUAAAACAAAAUCAAAACAUAACCUUUAAAUGUAUUUGUCAACAGGUGCGUGCUAUUAACUUUUAUGAUCAACCACGAAUCUGUAUUUUUUUAAUAAAUAUUAUUUCGUGGCAUAUUGCUUUUUAUUUAAGUUUAUAGCGUAAAAAGUACAAAAAUUAAAUUACACAUUUAAAAAUAUUACUACUACUUUUGAGAAAACAACGCC
Messenger RNA from Brassicogethes aeneus, 2146 nucleotides. Lineage: Eukaryota; Metazoa; Arthropoda; Insecta; Coleoptera; Nitidulidae. The record is from the annotation of a GenBank genome assembly.